Zasmidium cellare ATCC 36951 is the source of this 1500-nucleotide messenger RNA. RefSeq lists its product as uncharacterized. Lineage: Eukaryota; Fungi; Ascomycota; Dothideomycetes; Mycosphaerellales; Mycosphaerellaceae. Gene Ontology annotation, molecular function: succinate-semialdehyde dehydrogenase (NAD+) activity. Bases 1 to 1500 code for a protein of 499 amino acids. The record is from RefSeq and is a predicted model, not a curated record. The transcript has 6 exons.
AUGGCAAAUCUACCCUUCAAGUUGAACAAUCCUGAAUUGUUCCGUGACAAGGCUCUUGUUGGGGGCAACUGGAUCGACAGCAAGACGAGCAAACGUUUCGAUGUCGUCGAUCCCGGCAAUGGCAAGGUCUGGGCCACGGCUCCAGACAUGGGUCCUGACGAUGUCGACGAUGCACUGAAGGCAUCACACGCUGCGUUCCAGGAUUACCGGAAGGUCAACCCAAGAACAAGAGCACAGUGGCUGCUGAAGUGGGACCAACUCAUUCGCGAGAACCGAGACGACCUGGCUCAGAUCGUGACCUACGAAUGCGGAAAGCCCAUCUUCGAAUCCCAAGGAGAGCUGGAUUAUGCUCUUGGCUUCACAUGGUGGUUUGCAGGCGAGGCUGAAAGAGUCCAGGGAACGAUGCAGGUUCCAGCGGCACCAGGUCGACGAGUGUUCACCGUCAAGCAGCCCAUUGGUGUGGCUGUAGCCUUGGUCCCAUGGAACUUCCCCAUCGCUAUGAUCUUGCGAAAGGCAGGAGCUGCAUUGGCUGCUGGUUGUACCAUGAUCGUCAAGCCCUCUCCAGAGACCCCAUUCUCUGUUGGAGCGCUGGCAUAUCUCGCAGAGAAGGCAGGCUUCCCCAAGGGAGUGUUCAGUGUCAUGCCGACUAGCCUCGAAACCACACCAGCUCUCAGCGAAUCUCUCUGCCGACACCCCCUGACCAAGAAGGUGACUUUCACUGGCAGCACCCGAGUCGGAAAGCUCGUAGCGAAGAUUUGCAGCGACGGCCUCAAAAAGUGCACUUUGGAGCUUGGUGGUAACUGCCCGUUCCUCGUCUUUGAUGAUGCGGACCUGGAACAAGCAGCAACUCAGCUCAUGGCUCUCAAAUGGCGACACGCCGGUCAAGCAUGUAUCACCGCGAAUCGAGUAUAUGUCCAGAAGGGAGUGUAUGAAAAGUUCACCCAAAUCCUUUCAGCCAAGACGAAAGAGCUUGUCGUCGGACACGGAGCCGAUAAGAAGACCACAAUGGGCCCAGUCACCACCGAUCGUAGUUUGGACAAGGCGGCUGCCCAGGUCGAAGAUGCGCAGAAGAAUGGCGGAAAAGUCUUGUUGGGAGGCAAGAAGCUGCACGGUACACCGGGAUACGACGGAUACUUCUUCGAGCCCACGGUCAUCACUGGCGCGAAAGACUCCAUGUUGAUCGCCCGGGAGGAGACGUUUGCGCCUGUCAUGGCUCUGUUUGAGUUCGAUACCGAGGAAGAGGCCGUCCAAAGAGCGAACGACACCAGUAUGGGUUUGGCCAGCUACUUCUUCACGAAGAACGUAGACCGGACCUGGAGGCUGCUGGAAAACCUGGAGGCUGGCAUGAUCGGAAUGAACACUGGCAACUCUUCAGCCGCUGAGUCACCGUUCGGCGGUAUCAAGGAGUCCGGAUAUGGCAAGGAAUCCGGCAAGGACGUGGCCAUCCAGGAGUACAUGAUUACCAAGACUGGCACCUUGACGCUAUCCGACCACUACUAG